Corticium candelabrum is the source of this 409-nucleotide messenger RNA. RefSeq lists its product as uncharacterized. The record is from RefSeq and is a predicted model, not a curated record. Bases 2 to 409 code for a protein of 135 amino acids. NCBI's taxonomy places the organism in Eukaryota, Metazoa, Porifera, Homoscleromorpha, Homosclerophorida, Plakinidae. The transcript is spliced from 2 exons.
AAUGGGUUUCAGUGAAGAAGAAGAAGUAGCUGGUCCUGGAAUGGGAAACAUAAUUGCCUUGAGUGCAACAGCACCUACUGAUGACAUGGAGUCACAGACUAGAGAAGCAGGGAUACAACGCAAACUUCAGCGUCAACUAUCUCGCCAACUAAGCAGUGCUGAUCAAGGUGGUUCUCCUAAAAAGACACUUCGUCAAUUGAGUGAACGUGCAUCCAGCCGUAAGUUGUUGAGGCAGAAAUCAGUUGCUGCUGAAAAGGCUAAGGAGAGAGACCAGGAAAGAUCCAGGCUGAUUGAUAAAGAAAAGGCUGAAACGGGAAUGGUGAGAAUAUGCUUGAAAACAUCUCAUUUUAUUGUAUCAUUUAGUGAAAUUUCUGGUCUUAGUUUUACUGAUAAUUUGAUGCCAGAGUAA